AUCGACGAUUGAAAAUUUGUCAGUGGUUUCUGUUUUAGUAUACAAAGGUUACUCGGGGACAACGAUCGCCACAUUUUGUGAAACCUUCCAUGGCCAGGGCCGUCAUCUAAACAUAAACUCUCGGGUGCCAAGGAAUGGAUGAUAUAUCGCUUAGCUCUGCUCAGCACGUUGUACUAUGUACAAUUUGUGAUGGAAAUGCCGAAUUCCAUUGCAAUUCAUGCCAUGACGACCUCUGUCAAACCUGCAGGAAAGGACAUCUGAGGAGCAACGCCACAAAACAUCACGAGGUCGUAUGCUACACCGAAAAAGUAGUAGAGAAGGAAGAAAAAGGCGAUCGCGAGUCCAAAGGCUUUAAGAAAGAGACGACAUCAGUGACAGACGCACGUCCAGCAAAAUUGAAUUCAAACACAACAGACGCAACAUCCGAACACAAAAAUGAAACAGUCAGUGAUGAAAAGAAAGAUAUACUAGUAUCCCGUUCUUCAUUCUCCAAUAUAAGACCUGAUGGUCAGCAGCUUGAAACAGAUGUUUCAUUGGCUCAAUGUGUCAUCGAAGAAAACAUAUCCCAAAAGUCAGCGACUUGUACGGAAACAAGCCAAGAGGAAAUAUUUUCAUCGCAAUGUGUCGUCAGAGCAACAGCCUUUUCAGAAGUUUUCAAAAACAACCCAGUUGUAGACAAUCCAGAUUUAACGUCUGCUCAGUGGCCCAUUGUCGCCAAAUCUGACGAAUCUUCCGACCUCGUCCCUACAUUAACAUGGGAGAAAACUGUUCUUCUGCCAAACCAUACUUCUAAGUCAGGAUGCCAUAUUUCUUGCACAGCGUCAAAUACCAUGUGGGUUAGUGACAUGAGUGGUUCCCUGAUUCUAUUAGAUUUACAGGGAAACAUUAUAGAAAACAUCCAAACCAGAAGCGGUGCUGGUUUUCAUACACUGACACAAGAUGGACAACUUCUUUACACCGACAUGGAGAAUAAACGAAUUUUGAAAGUGCACUAUGAACAAAAGACCUCAAGUGCAUUUAAAACAAGUCUUCGUAUGAACCCUUUCAAGAAGACGGGGGAUUGGACGCCACUUUGUAUAUGUUCCUCGCGCUAUACUGGUGACCUACUUGUUGGGAUGGUAAAGGAACAUCGAGCUAGGAUAAUGCGGUAUGAUUCCAAGGGGAAAGAGAAACAAGGAAUCGAAGUUGACAAUAAGAAUGAUGCUCUCUAUGGUCUUCCUCAGUUUGUAACAGAGAACGCCAAUAUGGACGUGAUUACAUCAGACCGAACGGCGCUGGUAGCGGUGGAUAUUACGGGCGGGAAAAGGUGGGUCUACUCCGGUGCCGGUAAAACCGGAUCCGGAUUCCUUCCCGCCGGAAUAUGCUGUGAUUUGCUUCUCAACAUUGUUGUGUUUGAUGUUUUCAGCAACAAUGUUCACUUGGUGGACAAAGAUGGCAAUUUUCUGUCGCGUCUGUUGGUCCUAGGAAAUUCGUGGAUACCACAAGGACUGUGUUUUGAUGAAGAAGCUCGUUUGUACUGUGGCGAUCGUUCCAAAAUUUUAGUAUACAAUUACGAACAUGUAUGAUCCAAGAAACAAUUUUUGGUAAAAUGAAUGCAGGGGAAUUAAAAGAAAAGGAAGGAGACACUCUUGGCUCAAAGUAGACGUAUAUGUAUACUAUACAUCGACUUUUUUGUCACUAUGUCAGUUCAAAAUUAAAAAUAAGUGGGAUAUUACUGUAUUAGAUACGAAAUACUUGAGAAACUUUGAGUACUAGAAGAAGAACAAAUAAAUAUGAAUAAAUCCAAUAUUAGCAUCAUGCUAUUAUGUCAAUCUUUCAAUAAUGGCUAAAUAUUUUUAGUAUUAAUAUUGUAAUUUAAGGAAGACAGUUCAUUGAUUUUCAGAAGUUCUCUUUUAAAAAGAUGUUUCUUGACAGAAAGUUGAAAUUUUAACGUUCACUCACAGACCGGAAGCUACAGAUUUAAGAAACUUGACUUGUGUAUGCUAUUUUACUUACGUUGCUGUUUUGUUUACAAUUUUGGAUUUUUUGGAUAUGUUAUUUAUUUGAACAAUAGCUUCAGGUUGAAGCGAAAUGAACGUGAAAAUUCUUAAUACUUGAUGAUAGGGACAUUCUUGAUAACCUUAAACCAAACACGUGUAUGUAAGCAUUGGCACAAACUCUGUCACCAUAUAAAUUACCAAGUGUGUUCGAUUUUCCGACAAUGCUCAUAACAUGCUGAUGAUAAAUUGCCAACACUUUGUAUAUUGUUUUUUUU
Messenger RNA from Saccostrea cuccullata (small rock oyster), 2254 nucleotides. RefSeq lists its product as uncharacterized. NCBI's taxonomy places the organism in Eukaryota, Metazoa, Mollusca, Bivalvia, Ostreida, Ostreidae. The transcript has 2 exons. The record is from RefSeq and is a predicted model, not a curated record. Gene Ontology annotation, molecular function: zinc ion binding. The coding region runs from base 135 to 1565 and encodes 476 amino acids.